UGUCACCGGUGAUGUAGUUCGUGAAUGUGAUGAAAAAUGUAAUAACAUUUUGUUUUUGAAUAAAUAAUGUCAUCCUUGACGCUGAGUGAAAGGGCCUCGGCGCACCAUGACUACGAAUUAACGUCAGACGAAGAAGAAAAAUUCACUGAUCUGUUUAAUCGUCUUGACACGAAUAAGGAUGGGCGCAUUGACAUUCACGAUCUCAGCGAGGCCCUCAAAACUAUGCGGGUUCCACAAGUGGAAGACCAUGCCAGGAAGUUCCUGCGAAGCACAGACAGGGAUCGGGAUGGCCACAUCGACUUCGCUGAUUUCCUCUAUUACAUGACAGAACAUGAGAGAAAUCUACGUCUACUCUUCAGGAAAAUAGAUACGAAUCAAGAUGGCCGAAUAGACAAAAAUGAAAUUAUCCAGUCCUUCAAAGAGUUGGGCGUCUGUAUACAUCCCACAGAAGCUGAGAAUUUGCUCAAGCGGAUGGACAAGGAUGGCACCCUGAAGGUAGACUGGGAAGAGUGGAGAGAGUAUUUGUUGUUACACCCAAGCUCAACUAUACAUGACAUUCUACACUUCUGGAGACACGCCACGAUAAUAGAUGUGGGUGAGAACACAUUGGUACCAGAUGAUUUCACAGAGACAGAGUUACAGACAGGAAUGUGGUGGCGCCACCUAGUAGCUGGGGCAGCAGCGGGUGCUGUGUCAAGGUCAUGCACUGCCCCUUUAGAUAGGUUAAAGGUCUUUCUUCAGGUACACGCAUCAAGUAAAAAUAAUUUAGGUAUCGUCACUGGUUUUCGUCACAUGUUACACGAAGGAGGAGUGAAGUCGCUAUGGCGAGGGAACGGCGUAAAUGUCCUCAAAAUAGCUCCAGAGACGGCGAUCAAAUUUAUGGCAUAUGAACAUAUAAAGCGAUUAUUUAAGAAGAACAGUCAGUGUGAGAUAGGCGUAGGAGAGCGGUUCAUCUCCGGAUCCCUGGCAGGGGCCAUAUCCCAAACUGUCAUUUACCCCAUGGAGGUAUUAAAGACAAGGUUAGCAUUGCGCAGGACGGGUCAGUACAGCGGCGUCUUGGACUGCGCUGCUAAGGUGCUCAAGUCAGAGGGGCCACACAGUUUCUACAGGGGCUAUGUACCUAACCUGUUAGGGAUUAUACCAUAUGCAGGCAUAGAUCUGGCUGUCUAUGAGACAUUGAAGAAGAUGUAUAUGAUUCGCUGUGAUAACGCAGACCCUGGGAUAUUUGUACUGCUUGGCUGUGGCACCCUGAGCAGCACAUGUGGUCAGUUAGCUAGUUACCCACUGGCCCUAGUCAGGACCAAACUGCAGGCUCAAGGUAAUUCCCCUCAAAAAGAGACAAUGUCUGCUUUGUUCAGGACAAUACUGCAGGAGGAGGGGCCACGAGGACUGUACAGGGGAAUAACCCCUAACUUCAUGAAGGUGGCUCCUGCUGUAAGCAUCAGCUAUGUGGUGUAUGAACAUGUGCGUAAAGCCCUCGGGGUGACGAUGACGUGACGAAGGUGACAUUUAGGCUACUACUUUAUCUCACUGGACGUCUCAGUAUUGUCAGCCUACAGUAACCCCGGGGGUCAUUGUGAUAGUCAUACUGACAGGUGAUCAUGUUACUUGUAGCUUUUUGCUAACGACCUAAGACUCACCUGUGUGCUGAUUCUAGAGCUAAUUACCUCACCUCACCUCUCUUCAGGUUAUGCGAUUGAUAUUUUUCCAUUUGGUACUCGUUAUUCUAUUGAAUUCCACAAUUUUCUUCUAUUUAUUCACAAACUUUGGUUAUAAUGACUGCAUGU
Liolophura sinensis is the source of this 1787-nucleotide messenger RNA. Its product is annotated as calcium-binding mitochondrial carrier protein SCaMC-2-like. The coding region runs from base 67 to 1497 and encodes 476 amino acids. The transcript has 10 exons. Gene Ontology annotation, biological process: transmembrane transport. NCBI's taxonomy places the organism in Eukaryota, Metazoa, Mollusca, Polyplacophora, Chitonida, Chitonidae. Gene Ontology annotation, molecular function: calcium ion binding. The record is from RefSeq and is a predicted model, not a curated record. Gene Ontology annotation, cellular component: mitochondrial inner membrane.